This is a messenger RNA of Filobasidium floriforme, 1434 nucleotides long. Its product is annotated as putative NADP-dependent alcohol dehydrogenase C 2. NCBI's taxonomy places the organism in Eukaryota, Fungi, Basidiomycota, Tremellomycetes, Filobasidiales, Filobasidiaceae. The transcript is spliced from 7 exons. Gene Ontology annotation, molecular function: alcohol dehydrogenase (NADP+) activity; zinc ion binding. The coding region runs from base 215 to 1312 and encodes 365 amino acids. Gene Ontology annotation, biological process: alcohol metabolic process. The record is from RefSeq and is a predicted model, not a curated record.
CGUGCAACGUCGGUCGAUUCGGUCGAGGGGGAUGCGGCGCUUUGGGUCGAUGAUCGAUGACGAUGGUGCGGUGGACAUGUAUAUAUAUGGAUAGGGGUUGCACCUCAAUCUGAACGAUUCAACCGGUUCAGGUUCUCAUCGUCAACACAUCAAUCUUGACAAGCUCAACCCUAUACCCUACACAAAAAUAAAUCAAAACCAAGCUACCGAUAUAAUGUCUGCUACCGACUACAAGUUCGAAGGUUGGGGUGCUUUCGGUCCCGACUCGGUUGAGGGAAACUUCAAGAAGUUCGAGUACGAGCCCAAGCCAUGGGAGGAGACUGAUGUCGACAUCAAGAUCAUGUACUGCGGUGUCUGCGGAUCCGACUUGCACACCGCUUCAUCCGGAUGGGGAGCUGCCGACUACCCUCAAGUCGUCGGGCACGAGAUCUGUGGUGUCGCCGUCCGAGUCGGCUCCAAGGUCACCCACAUCAAGGAGGGAGACAUCGUCGGUGUCGGUGCCCAGUGUGACAGCUGCAACGAUUGCCGCGAAUGUAACAAGCAGAAGGAGAACCGAUGCACUGGUAUGGUCGGAACCUACGGUGGCAAGUUCAAGAAGGAGGGCCCUGCUAAGGACGCCAAGAGUUACGGAGGCUACGCUUCCUACAACCGAUCUCCCGGUCACUUUGUCGUCAAGAUCCCUGACGGCCUCGACCCCGCCUUUGCCGCGCCUAUGCUCUGUGGAGGUGUGACCGUUUACAACCCGCUCGUCUCCAACGGCGCCGGUCCCGGUGUCGACGUCGGUGUCAUCGGAAUCGGAGGUCUCGGACACUUUGCUCUAUUGUUCGCCAAGGCCUUGGGUGCCAACGUCACUGCCAUCUCGCACUCGGAGAGGAAGAAGGAGGAUGCCAUGAAGCUCGGCGCUUCCAAGUUUAUCGCCACUCACUCGGGUGGGGAGCAGGAUUUCGCCCCGCACGCCAGGUCGUUGGACCUGAUCAUCGCGACCACCAAUGAUCCCGAGAUGCCCUUGGGCGGAUACUUGUCCUUGCUACGACCCGACGGCAAGUUGAUCCUCGUCGGUGCUCCCGAAAAGCCCCUCCCUGCGCUCUCGCCGUUCCAACUUAUUCCCGGGUCGAUCUCGAUCGGGGGCAGCAUCAUUGGCUCCCCUUCAUUGAUCUCCGAGAUGCUCGACCUCGCCGUCAAGCACAAGGUCGAGCCUUGGGUUCAGAAGCGAUCGAUGGACAAGGUCAACGAGGUCAUCCCACUCAUGAACAAGGGUGACGUCAAGUACCGAUACGUCCUUGUCAACGAGGAGAACGGUGGGAAGCUAUAAUCGUUGGACAAUAGGAGCAUCUGUAGGAGGAACACAAAUACGUACACGCAGAGGUGUCUUGUAACCGGUGACAAUAGACGAAAAUGAAGUACAAAUUGUGCCGCGUCGAUUGUGAGAUUGCG